AUGAAGACUUGGUGUCUUGUCACCUUGUCUUUUGUUCUGUUUUCUGCGCUUUUCUUUGACACUUGCAGUCCUGCUGCCUUUUCUGAAGAAACAGCGUCGAAGCUGAAAAGAACCUACAAUGAAGAAACCAAAAGUUUUGGAAAAGCGGCUUUAAACGAUCGCGGGGAGAAUGACCAUUGGGCCAGGGAAUAUGAUGAAAACGAUGUAGAUGACCAUGACUGGGCUAACGACAAAGACGAUUCAGCAAAUAAAGAUGAAAACAAUGAAGAUCAAGGUGACAUGGAAAACGAAGAAGGCGGAAAAUAUGAAGAUGAAACACAAGAUACAAUUGAGGAGGAUGAUGAAUGCGAAGACAAAGAAUCGAGUGAUUUGUUAGAGGACGACUACGACAAUGACGAUGAUAAUGAUUAUUAUGAUGAUGAUGACGCUGAUGAUUUGUCUGAUAAAUCAGAUCUUGCUGAAUGGGAUGUAGAUAAUGAUGAAGAGGGUAGGUUUUUUUUCUUUUUUCUUUUUUUUUUUUUAAAUCGGGUUUAUUAUAAAGGUCAGGAAAAUUACGUUGAUAAGUUAAGCUCCUGGUUCGUUUCGCCGCUUUUCUUUAUAGUUAACGAUCCUUAGAUGGACGUUCUCAAUUUAUCUAUUUUUUAAAUUCAUUUUCAUUUUCCAAGAUUAAAGCAAGGUGCAUGAUUUGUUGCUCUUGGUAGUUUGCCUCCCCUUCAGCUGUAAACCUUAAGAGCAUUUGGAUUCCAGCUGUAAAUAAACAGCGUCUAGAAGACUACGAAGUAAAGACCUUGAGUACCGAUAAUCUGGUGUAAACCCAACUGACAAAGUUUUAAGUUUGACCGUAGACACUGCGGUAACUUGAUAAAUGUGUACAACACGGAUGUCGCUAAUAAAGAAAAUAAGAUACGAAGUUUCAAUAUGACGUGUUGUAGCUUGUAACGUAACGGAUAUCAGCACUAACUAAUUCAUGAUCAUGAUGUGCACCGCUAAGUCGAUGAAAUCAUUCUUUUUAUUCUUUUUUUUCAUUUUGAACUAAAUGGGUAAUUGUAUAUUUCAAGCAGUAGGAACAAAGAUAUAUCGCAUACAAGACCGUGAUCGAUGUAGUGGACGUCGAAGAGGUGGGCGAGGUAGACAACAAGGACAAAGGAGAGUACCCAGGCGACACGGGCCACGUAGGAGACCAAGACCACGCGCAGUAGUUAAAGCAAGACCACCACGACCAUGGAGAGCCACUUCACGACGUAUCACAGCAAGACCACCACGACCAUGGAGAGCCACUUCACGACGUAUCACAGUGUCUACUCCAAGUGUAACCGUACCAGUUUCAGGUGGGAAAGGACCUACUCCAGGAGGGAAUGUUCUAACUCCCACGGAGGAACGAUAG
Molecule: messenger RNA, 1384 nt
Organism: Porites evermanni
Lineage: Eukaryota; Metazoa; Cnidaria; Anthozoa; Scleractinia; Poritidae
Source: the annotation of a GenBank genome assembly